UGAUCACUUGAAUUGGUUUAUUCCAUUCGUAGUCACUUAAAUUAGUUGAACAGUCCAAGUUCGGUCAUUCUCCGUUAACCUCCGUCAAACUCCGUUAGUGUCGUCAGUUAAUUGCUUACGUGUCUAUCAAAGAUGUCUAGUCACCCAAUUUUAACCCAGGAAAAAACAGAAAUUGACCCGCCACGUCAGAAAAACCUGACACCUCAUAUAUACACAACCCAACCCAACCCACCCAACCUUAAAAAAAACCAUUAGCCCACCCAGAAAAAUCUGCCUCAUCUGCCUUCUGCUUAUAAUCUACCUUCCGCCAUGGCUCUGUUUCCUCCAUCUCCCUCCCUCAUCUUCUCUCAACACGACUCCAACAAGGGCGACGAUUACGGCAAGAUCCAUCUCUUCUCUCGACUUUCGUCUCCAAGCAGCUCCUCUUUCGCCGACUAUGCCAGCAGCCAAUUCUGCUCGACCAAGGCAAAAAGGGAGGGGGAAGAUAUCGAUAAUGGUGGAAGCCAGGGAUCUGGCGAUCACAUGGGGCGACACUCCCGCGUACUGGAGGUGGGAGACGGACGCGAAUUCAAGGUUCGCUGAAGGGGAACUGGCAGCGCUCGAACUCGUGUGGUGGUUGGAAAUCCGUGCCAAGAUCCAGACCCGGAUGCUAUCGCCGGGAACCACGUACGUGGCCUACCUGGUGUUCAAAUUGAUGGGUGGGCACAUCGGGUUCGCGGGGCAAACCCCUCUGACAUCUCUUCUCCCAAAUCAAUCCCGCGGCAGACUAAUUAGUCGCGCGGUAUUGCCACCCGAUGAAACCGACUUCUCCGCCAUGAAUAAUCCGAUCAACAUUACGGACUAUGGUACCGAUCGCUUUGGAAAUAUUUCAUCCAUGGAUGGUGGUGAUGGAACACUCGCCGUCAAUGCUACGAGCCCUGGAGCAGUACCGCAGGUUAAAACUCAUCAAGUAGUGCCGGAAACCGGAUUCAAGAAUUAUUCAGACAAUGCCUCCGCCGCCGACCGCCAUUGA
Linum tenue is the source of this 1012-nucleotide messenger RNA. The record is from the annotation of a GenBank genome assembly. Lineage: Eukaryota; Viridiplantae; Streptophyta; Magnoliopsida; Malpighiales; Linaceae.